CUUAGUCACCUUUCUCUUCUCCCCGUUUUGGCAGCAGCCCCUCAGGGCAAGGGGAAGCUGAUAUCAUAAUUAUUGGCUCACUCAGCAGCUGCCUCCCCUCACCUGAUGUCAGCACAGACCCAGGAAGGCCCAGCUGACGGACUGACAGACGGACGGAGCUCCUGGCUCCCUAGACCUGGGCCCCCACGCCGACCUGCUUCACUGAGCAGGCCAGGACCGGGUGAUGGUGUCACUACUUCCGCCGCAGUCUGACGUCACAUUGCCGGGUCCCACCAGACUGGAAGGGGAGCCACAAGGGGACCUGAUGCAGGCUCCAGGCCUCCCUGGCUCCCCUGCCCCACAGAACAAGCAUGCCGGUUUCAGCUGUUCAUCAUUCGUGCCCGAAGGCCCUGCUGAGAGGGCACCCUCGCUGCCUCCACACAGCCCAAGCGUUGCGUCACCAGGUCCUGAGCAAAUCCAGGGUCACUGUCCAGCUGGCCCUGGCCCGGGCCCUUUUCAGCUCUCACCCUCAGACAAGUAUCCUGGCUUCGGCUUUGAGGAGAGUCCAGCAAGCAGCCCCGGGCGCUUCCUCAAGGGCAACCACGUGUCUUUCCACCCGUACAAGCGGCAUUUCCACGAAGACAUCUUCCCAGAGGCGCAGACCGCCCUGGUCCUUGAUGGACACUCUUUUAAGACCCCAGGGGCCCUGGAGGCCUUUGAGGAGAUCCCUGUGGACGUGAGGGAGGCUGAGGCCUUCCCGCCUGGCUUUGCAGCAGAAGCCUGGUGCAAUGGACUCUCUUACGCUGGCCACGAGCCCAGCCAAGUUCUGCAGGGGUCAGAGGUCAAGGUCAAGCCCCCAGCUCUGGAGAGUGGCCCUGGAAUGUACUGCUACCAGCCCCCUUUGCAGCAUAUGUACUGCCCCUCCCAGCCACCCUUUCACCAGUACUCACCAGGUGGUGGCAGCUACCCUGUUCCCUACCUGGGUUCCUCGCACUAUCCAUACCAGCGGAUUGCACCCCAGGUCAGCGCCGACGGGCACCAGCCGCUCUUCCCCAAACCCAUCUACUCCUACAGCAUCCUCAUCUUCAUGGCCCUGAAGAACAGUAAAACUGGAAGCCUUCCUGUGAGCGAGAUCUACAAUUUUAUGACAGAGCACUUCCCUUAUUUCAAGACAGCACCUGAUGGCUGGAAGAAUUCCGUGCGCCACAACCUGUCCCUCAACAAGUGCUUUGAGAAGGUAGAGAAUAAAUCUGGAAGUUCUUCUCGCAAGGGGUGCCUGUGGGCCCUCAAUCCAGCCAAGAUUGACAAGAUGCAGGAGGAGCUGCAGAAGUGGAAGAGGAAGGAUCCUAUCGCUGUGCGCAAAAGCAUGGCCAAACCAGAAGAACUGGACAGCCUCAUUGGAGACAAGAGGGAGAAGCUGGGCUCCCCACUGCUGGGCUGUCCGCCCCCUGGGCUGGGAGGUGCAGGCCCCAUCAGGCCCUUGGCACCCCCUCCUGGGCUCUCCCAGCCACUGCAUUCAAUCCAUCCAGCACCAGGCCCCAUUCCUGGCAAGAACCCCCUGGAGGACCUACUUGGGGGACACACACCUCCCUGCUACGGGCAGACAUACCCACACCUCUCACCGGGCCUGGCCCCUCCCGGACCCCCGCAGCAACCAUUGUUCCCACAGCCAGAAGGGCACCUUGAACUGCGAGCCCAGUCGGGCACCCCCCAGGACUCGCCUCUGCCUGCCCACACCCCACCCAGCAACAGUGCCAAGCUGCUGGCUGAGCCCUCCCCAGCCAGGACCAUGCCUGACACCCUACUGCCAGACGGAGAUCUUGGUACUGACCUGGAUGCCAUCAACCCCUCUCUCACUGACUUUGAUUUCCAGGGAAACCUGUGGGAACAGCUGAAGGAUGACAGCUUGACCCUCGACCCCCUGAUACUGGUGACCUCGUCCCCAACGUCAUCCUCCAUGCCGCAACCUCUGCCACCACCUCACUGCUUCCCUCCAGGGCCCUGUCUGGCAGAGACAGGCAGUGGGGCAGGUGAAUUGGCACCACCAGUGAGUGGGAGCUCCGGAGCCCUGGGAGACCUGCCCAUCACCACUCUCUACUCAGCCUUCAUGGAGCUGGAGCCCACGCCCCAUGCAGCCCCUGCAGGCCCAGCUGUGUACCUCAGCCCCAGUUCCAAGCCCAUGGCCCUGGCAUGAGCUGUGCCCAGCAUCAGCUCCAGCCUUUGAUGGCCGGGAAGUCCUGGCUGGUUGCCCACAUCGGGCUCACCUUAAAGGUCAAGGAAGGAAAACACUAACUGUCCCCUAUGCCAUUCAACCAACUUGCUUGUUCACUGGCAGCUGAGGUAUAGAGGACACCACCCAGGAUACUGCCCCUCACACAUUUCUGUUGCCUGGUGGUCCAGCUCCUCACUCAGGGCACCUCAGAGAGCAGCUAUGUGGGAAAGAAGCAAACGAAUCCUCCACGGGACACUCCUAUCCACCCAUCAGCUCUCCUGCACACGCAGAUUCAUGGAGUGGCUCAGACACACCCCACACACACACACACUGCACACAGAGAGAUCCACACCACAGCUUGCAGAGCCUGGCUUCAUUUCCGAGGUAUCUGGGAGCUAAGGGCUUUGGUUACCAAAGCUCAGGAGCCCCAUACCAGGCCAUAGUUCCCCCUGGAACUCCAUCCUCCCCUCGGCCUCCCCCAGUCAUGUUCUUUCCCAGAAGCCUCCUGUAUUUAUUCUCCUGUCUUCGUCCCAUCAGCCCAGCAGGGAGGAGAGUGAAACUUCUCCCAUGUUGCCUUCGGAGCUUGCUCUGCCAGGCUCCACCCAGCUUCAGCACAGUACCCUGCCUGGCUGCUGCCAGGGUGACACACAGGAGGGGUAACGUCCACCCAGAGAACAAACUGAGCCCAAUUCCAAUACAAAGUGUUUGGAAAGCCUUUGCCCUCAAAAACUUGAACAAGUCCUCUCCUCCCAGUCCUGGGUGUGGGAAGGGCCCCCUCCAUGUCACCACAAACCUACUCUUUGUCUAGAAAGAAAUUCCUGUAGUUUAGGCCCCAACUUACUAGUUACUUUGACCAUUUCCAGAAACCUGGGCAUUCAAGGCAGAAAAGCCCGGUACAGGCUGGUGAGGAAAGCACCCAUGCCCUCGCUCUUUGCUUGACUGGCAGAGCCAGGUCAUCUAGGAAGCACAAAAGAUGUCCCUGGAGUCCUAGUUGUGGUCCAGGUACCUAACAUCCACCAAGUGGGAUCCUCACCCUACCCUGGGCCUGGGGGUGACAAGAACCUCUAAAGUUUUGCCUCAGACUCAUAUGCAGCACAAACAGAUUCCUCAAUGGCCUGCCAUUGUCCCCUGUCCUGGAACAAUAAAGCAAGUGCCUUGUGGUCUCA
Messenger RNA from Cavia porcellus (domestic guinea pig), 3357 nucleotides. RefSeq names its product forkhead box N1 (gene Foxn1). The transcript is spliced from 9 exons. Lineage: Eukaryota; Metazoa; Chordata; Mammalia; Rodentia; Caviidae. Gene Ontology annotation, biological process: regulation of transcription by RNA polymerase II. Gene Ontology annotation, molecular function: transcription cis-regulatory region binding; DNA-binding transcription factor activity, RNA polymerase II-specific. The record is from RefSeq and is a predicted model, not a curated record. The coding region runs from base 224 to 2173 and encodes 649 amino acids.